Messenger RNA from Diabrotica virgifera virgifera (western corn rootworm), 558 nucleotides. Its product is annotated as histone-lysine N-methyltransferase PRDM7-like. Lineage: Eukaryota; Metazoa; Arthropoda; Insecta; Coleoptera; Chrysomelidae. Gene Ontology annotation, cellular component: nucleus. Bases 1 to 558 code for a protein of 185 amino acids. The transcript has 4 exons. The record is from RefSeq and is a predicted model, not a curated record. Gene Ontology annotation, molecular function: protein binding.
AUGAAUCGUAUAUCGACAGUCGAGUAUCCUCCCGUGCGCGAGAGAUUUGGCAACACUGAUCUCCCUCAAAAAUAUCCCAGACGAAAUAUAACGCAAAAAAAUUAUUAUGAAGGAGAAGAACCAGCAAAUGAUCGCUACGUAUACUGUGAUACCUGCAAAAAAGAUUAUGUAGACUUUUGUUCAAAUUGCGGAACAUUAGUUGUUCUUGAGGAUACUCCCAUUCGUAUGGGUGUCGAAAUGAGAGCCAAGAAAACAGCACCUAAAGGUAUCUUGGAGGUACAAACAUCAAAAAUUCAUGGUUUGGGAGUAUUCGCUUUAAGACCUCUACAUAAGGGUGUGAGACUUGGACCUUACCAAGGUCAAAUAACAAGAGUUAACAGUACGAAAGGAUACGCUUGGAAAUUGAAGGACGGGCGUUUAGUUGAUGCCAGUGAUGAAAAGAUAUCUAACUAUUUACGAUAUGUUAACUGCGCUCGAAAUGUUUAUGAACAAAAUGUAAUAGCUUUUCAGUACCGUGGACAACUUUAUUAUAGAACUUCGAAAAUGAUUUUAAAAUGA